AUGCAGCGUUGCAGCUUUUGUCCCACCGUACUAGUGCUGCUGGCACUUUGGCUUACCACCCGGCCCGAGCAGGUGGCUAGUAAUGGAGACUUUAGCUAUUUCUACGGCACGAUCGCACCGACGGAUACACUAUGCGCGAAGAAAGUCGUCGGCAUCGGUACCAAGACGCCCGUACAGGUGGAUUACAGCAGCAAGCGCCCGAUAACAGCUGUCAGUCUCGAUGCAUCGAACGUGGCUUACCAGGGCUUCAAUGCACUCAUCACCCGCGGUGCCAUCGGCCAACAGGGCAUCACGUUCAGCCUGAACGGGCCCUGGUUGUUGCCGUACUACAUCGAGCUGGAUUACUACUGCCGGGCGUCGGACCAACCCUGA
This is a messenger RNA of Anopheles maculipalpis, 372 nucleotides long. RefSeq lists its product as uncharacterized. The record is from RefSeq and is a predicted model, not a curated record. Bases 1 to 372 code for a protein of 123 amino acids. NCBI's taxonomy places the organism in Eukaryota, Metazoa, Arthropoda, Insecta, Diptera, Culicidae. The transcript has 2 exons.